AUGCUUUCCCGUUCAAUUAGAGCUAGUAGUAAGUCCCCACUCUUUUUUGCUUAUUUGCCAAGACUCGUUUCCGGUUUAAUUUCUCGUGCAAAUUAUACGAGUUUGAGAGAUGGUGUGUCUUUGAGAAGUGGUUUGACAAGUAAUCUAAAUGCGAUGAGAUUUCAGAGCAAUUCUUCAAAACCAAAUGACUCGGAGAAAUUGUUAAUUGAAUUCACAUGUAAUGUUUGUAAUGACAGGUCUAAACACUCCAUGUCUAAGCAAGCAUACGAGCAUGGUACGGUAUUAAUUGAGUGUCCCUCGUGCCACAAUAGGCAUUUAAUUGCUGAUAAUCUCGGAUUUAUUAGAGAUGACAAGUUCAAUUUAAAAGAUUAUUUGGAAAGUGAGGGACAAUCGUUUAAAUCAAAUGUGUUGGAGAUUGAUGAAAUUCCUCAAAAUUUAGAGCAUAGCACAGGUUCAACCGCUGAUGAGCAUAGACCAAAACAAGAAAAGAUUGUAGACCUUGAAUCUUCAAAGCCAAAGAUUAUCAAGGACAAAAAGGAAUAA
Molecule: messenger RNA, 543 nt
Organism: Lodderomyces oxycetoniae
Lineage: Eukaryota; Fungi; Ascomycota; Pichiomycetes; Serinales; Debaryomycetaceae
Exons: 1
Coding region: 1-543 (180 amino acids)
Biological process (GO): protein import into mitochondrial matrix; protein stabilization; protein folding
Cellular component (GO): mitochondrion
Molecular function (GO): protein-folding chaperone binding; zinc ion binding
Source: RefSeq, a predicted model, not a curated record